AUGCUAUCGGCAUUAACUACACCAUCCGCAAAUAUGGAAAUGAAUUAUGAACGCCUUGAGACCCUUGGUGAUUCGUUUUUAAAAUUUUGCGUGACCGUUAGAUUAUAUGUUUCAUUUCCUGAAAAACAUGAAGGUCAACUUCAUAAUCAACGUAUUAGGAUAAUUUGCAAUAAGACACUUUAUAGAAGUGCAAAAAGAUUACGUCUAUAUGAACAUAUAAAUUCCUUGCCUUUUAAUCGUAGAGCAUGGAGACCUGCAAAUAUGAUGACUAUUACUGAUGACCCAGAAAAUUCAAAAAAAAAUAGAGUUCAUGAUUUAGCUGAUAAAACACUUGCUGACGUGGUAGAAGCUCUUUUAGGAGCAGCAUAUUUAACCGGGGAGGAACAAGCAGGACUUAAAUGCGCUAGGGCAUUGGAAGUUCCAUUUGAUGAUAUUACCGAAUGGGAACAGUUUUCUCAGUGGAAUAAAAACCUACCGCGUGUAUCUAUUAAAGAUCAUAAAAGCGUAGAUAUUAAGAGGAUCGAGGAAAUUUGUGGUUACACUUUUAAUAAUAAGAACUUAAUUGCUGAAGCACUCACACAUGCCAGUUUACCCAAUUCUACAACCUCGUGUUAUCAACGUCUUGAAUUUCUAGGUGAUGCUAUAUUAGAUUUCUUGACAGUAAAGUAUUUAUAUGAAAAAUAUCCAGAUAGUCCACCAGGAAUAAUUACAGACCUAAAAGAUGCGUCAGUUAAUAAUCAAAUUCUCGGGGCUAUUUGUGAAGUAGUUGGGCUCCAAAAACAUAUCAUUCAUUUUUCAUCAAAAUUACUAAGUGCAAUUACAAAUUUUUCAUCUAUAAUCGAAGAUAUGAGAGAAAAAAACGAAGAUUAUGGUGAAUAUUGGAGCGACUUGGAAGUUCCCAAGGUUAUGAGUGAUGUAAUAGAAAGCAUGCUAGGUGCUAUAUUUGUAGACUCGAUGUUUGACCCUAAGGCUCCUCAAAGACUUUUUGAUUUAUGGAUUGAGCCGGUUUUAAGUAAACACGUUACUCCUGAUACAUUGAAAGUACAUCCAGUAAAAAAACUUACAGAAAUAAUACAAAAGCAUGGAUGUGCUCAAUUUUUGUUAAGGUAA
Entrophospora sp. SA101 is the source of this 1110-nucleotide messenger RNA. Lineage: Eukaryota; Fungi; Glomeromycota; Glomeromycetes; Entrophosporales; Entrophosporaceae. The record is from the annotation of a GenBank genome assembly.